This is a messenger RNA of Fraxinus pennsylvanica, 873 nucleotides long. Lineage: Eukaryota; Viridiplantae; Streptophyta; Magnoliopsida; Lamiales; Oleaceae. The record is from the annotation of a GenBank genome assembly.
AUGUCGACUUUCUCAAGAACAUCAAGCUAUGGCUAUGGAUACCGAGUUUACAGUAAUUUUCAGAGAAAUCCUUCCUCUUCCACAGUGAUGAAUGCUAACUCUAUCCCAUCAAGGACGAAAAAAGAAUUAUCAAAAGAAAUUCAGAAACUUUCGACUCCUCAUGUUGAAACAUUUAGGCAGAUAAACUUCAAAUUUGACACACUGCAGCCAAUAGAUGAAGUAGCCAUUCGUGAAAACAGAGUCGAGUUUGGGCAGUUUGUGGCACGUGAGGCUCGACUUGAUGAAGAAUAUUGGACAGCAGCAUGGCUACGGGCAGAGAGUCAUUGGGAGGAUAAGGACAAUGACAGAUAUGCCGACAACUACAAAAGGAAAUUUACAGAACAGGCUUUCAAUGAAAUGAAAAAGAGAUGCAGAUCACAACUAGGAGAGAAAUCCACUUGCAUUGUAACGGUAAUGAAAGGAGAAGAAAAUUUCAAACGGACCGUACUAAAGUGUGUCGUUGGAACACUCGACUUAAGCAUCAGAUACUUGUCACAUGGGCAGACAUUUCCAGAGGAACAGGUAAAAGCUCCUUUUUUCUGUCUGAUUGAUCGAAAAGGCUCGAGCAUAUAUGGUUACAUAGCAAACUUGUGCGUAGCAAAAUCAGCACGUGGACAGGGUAUUGCAAGCAGCAUGUUGCAACUUGCUAUCAUGUCUGCAAAACAACAAGGUGCAGAGCAAGUGUUUGUUCAUGUGCAUAGUCAUAACAUCCCUGCUCAACGACUGUAUCAAAAGAUGGGUUUUGAGGUAAUAUCACUUCAUAUGCCCACUCCACUCCGUUGCUUAGCUAAUGGUAUCAAACUGGAUCGACCACCCGACUGUUGCGUCUGGUAG